GAAGAAGUUGGGUGUCCAGGACUCGCUAGUGUCGCUCUCACUGCCAAGGCAGAACGGUGCGCGAGAAUUGCAAAUCCGCAUCUCAGGAGCACCAUGGCGAAAAAGUUCUCAGCAUCUUUGGUCCCGUUGUUAUUUUAUACAAUAUUUUCUCCCACUACUGCAAUCUUGGCCUCAGUCAUCACGACGACCACUAACCGACAGCUUCAUCACUCAGUAGCGGAAAAUAUCAAGACGUUCGAUCCCUACACCGACGUCAAAAACAUCGCAGGAGCUGAGCCCGAUGCAAUUAACGUCACAAAUCUCACAGCUCCUAACAAAAGCGCAAAUAGAUCCCCUUUCGAUCAGUAUUACUUCAGGUACAAUUCCAAAGACGGUCCAGAUGACCGCGGAAUGAACGAGGAUUAUCAUGGACGUUCUUCGCAAAACUCUUAUCUUCAUCCAGCUGACGUUGAUAAUCAACACGGGAAGCGUCAAAACUUUGAUCAAUAUUGGCGUCGUAAAGAUCAUCUCGUAAAUAAAAAUAAUAAUCGUCACAAUCAUCGCCAGCAUCGAGAUCACUACUACAGAGAUCGCCUGAAUGAGGGACAGCAUCACGGGAACGUGUCACUCAGCUUCUAUAAGAAACCAGCAAAGAAGAACACACGUGUUCCGCUAUAUGAUGAUCCUCAAGAUCGUCUCGAGAGAGACCAGCCAAAUCUGUCCAGAAAAAGCUUGCAAUUUACGCGCAAAGAAAAGGCGAUAACCCAAUCGCAAGAAAAUCCCCGAGAUAUAUUAUUAGACGACGAACCUGACGAGAGAAACCGCCUGGAUUUACUGGAAUUUGCAGAGAAGAAAUAUGAGGAAGAGCUGUGCGCGGUGGUUGCCUCAGCACUAUUGGCGCUGGCGCAGAAGGCGCACCAGACGCACCCAAAACUGGGCUUGAAGUCCCCGCUUGAGCCGCUGCACGGCGCGGCGCCCCUCAAGUACGUCCAUGAGGGCGACGUUCUCAAGCUCCGUCUCCUCCUCGACAACAUCACGCUCACCGGCUUCAGCUCCAUGACCGUGCAAGAGGUGAAAUUCGUCUUCGAUCCUCUGGAAGAACGUUUCCAGGAGACCCAUUCAGGUUCUUUCGAGAACUCCACAAAGACUGAAACACAAUAUGGGCAGGAUUCAAGUCGCCACUCCAAGCAAUCUGAUCUUCCUGGCUCAGGAACUUUUUCUCAUUUCGAAUUGAGAAGAAAUCCCAAAGGAGGGGACAAGAACAACCUCAAACAAGUGACUGUGUCCGACUACGAUGAAGAAUACGAUCCCUUCUUCUAUCAGUACGGAGACCACUACGAUGAAGACAUCGGAGAAAAUAAUAAGGAAUCACAAGAAUUGGACCAGACUCGUGCUGUGGAUAAUGAAAAGAGCGUAAUAUAUGAAAACCCGAGCGAUGAAAGUAAAUAUCUAAAAGAAAAUAUGUACCCCAGUAAGCCUAUGAAACAAAGAAAAAAAGAAUCAUACUACGUGGAUGAAUUUGACUAUGAUUAUCAUUACGACGUUCCUCAUCCGUCACAAUCUUCAGGUAAAGUUCGCCACAGGCGAGCGCACCAAGGAACGGGGUACAAAUCUGAGCAGCUAUCCCGUGAGAGUAUUCAAGGCAUCACACAAGUAUUUUUCAGCUCAAAUAAAACCCACUCGAGUUUAGACGAAGCCGAGAGCGUCGAGGGUUUGAGUGACGCAAUAGAAUGCGGCGCUGACAAGCACUCUUGCGGUGAUACGAGUCCCUCCAGUCCAGUUACUGUCCAAUUGAAGCUCGGCCAUGAAUCGUCGAGAAAAACACUCGAGUCGACGAGCAGCUCAAAUACUCGCGGACCGAAGAACCAUCAAUCUGAACUCAACAAGUCGUCCGAGGGGAGCACGGAAUCCCGUAGUUCUUUUAACAGCAAAGAAUCUGUAGAUGCAAUUGAAUCCUUGCAUCUCUUAGCUCGUACAAACAAUUAUGAGAACAACUUUGAUCCAUCAGGCAUAGUCAGCAUCAGGAUGUACCCUAAACCUAUCUUGAAAAACUCAUCAUAUUCCACGACUGAAUAUCAAGAUAAAUCUCCAAAAGCACAGGAAACACGUCAAUUCCAGUCAACAAAUGAAAACCAAUCAGAGUUUUCUGAUUCAAAAAUAAAAAAGGAACAGAAAAUUCCGUCGAAGAAUGAAAAUCUCAGCGCUCUACCAUACUCAAAUGCAAGGAAAACACGGAAAGUCCGUUCCGCGUUGGCAGGAAGUGUCCAUGCCACACCGACGGCAUUCAGAUCGCUGGAAGGGGUGAUACGCGUAGCUUUCACGGGUCUGCACAUGACGUCGGCAUAUUUGGUGCGGGGCAGCGCCGGAGACGUGUUCAGCUUCAGGGAGAAGGGCAAGUUUGAGCUGUCAACUCCAGCCGUGUACCUCGUGUCACGACUCAGGCUCGUGCUGCCCGCCGCGCACGGCCGGCACGCCAGGAGAAACAGUGUCGGUCACGUGGUGCGUGUGGAGACCCAGGACAGCAUCAGCCCCCCAGUGCUAACACUGACCCCCGACACCACCCCCCCUCGCUGGCUGGGUUCUCAGGUGCAGCUCAAGCUGGAGGAACUUGCAGCUGGCAUUCGACGUCACAGAGAUGGUGCAGUGCGUCAUCUAGUGCGGCAGUGGGAGAGGCUAGUGAAGCGUCUAGUUGCUCUAGUGGCUCCGCAACCCGGAGCUGUUCUACCUCGACAUUAGUGCAACAAACGAAGCAACUAUCUCUACUUGAGAUCCUAGUGCUGCAACAAGAGAUAAGGAAGUGGAUAUUGAAGCAAGUAAAACACCUAUUGGCACUAGUUCAGCUUCAAACGACCGUCGUGGCACUAUAGGCACCCAUGCAUGCAUUGUUUGAAUAACGACGAAAAAACAGUCCGAACGGCGUUUUAGUGAAUAAUUUAUAAUUUGCAAAUGUAGAACAGGUCUCUUG
Hyalella azteca is the source of this 2944-nucleotide messenger RNA. RefSeq lists its product as uncharacterized. Bases 94 to 2715 code for a protein of 873 amino acids. Lineage: Eukaryota; Metazoa; Arthropoda; Malacostraca; Amphipoda; Hyalellidae. The record is from RefSeq and is a predicted model, not a curated record. The transcript has 6 exons.